AUGAAACUCGGAACUCUUCUAGGACAUUUGCCUUUCGCUUCGCUUAUCUUCUCACCCACCGACCUUGAAUACUACAAUACAGUGAAAAUCCGGACUUUGUUAUUACAAUUAGUAAAUGCAUCGUAUCUAAUAUGUAGUGCUUAUAUGUUAUGGAAAGGGAUAGGAGUGUUAUGUAAUACGGAUAGUCCAGUAGUAGUAGUUUUAAGUGAAAGUAUGUAUCCGGGCUUUCAUCGUGGAGAUAUUCUUCUCCUGGCUAAUUGGAAGAAGACUGAACGAGCAGGUGAUAUUUGUGUCUUCCAGUUGAAGAAGAACGAGAUUCCAGUGGUGCAUCGGAUUAUUGAUAAGCACUAUGGUAUUCGUGGGCCUGAGGCUUUGCGUAUUACAACUAAGGGAGAUAAUAAUAGCACAGAUGAUAUGUUUUUGUAUACGGCUGCUGGACGGUACUAUCUGGUUAGAGAUGAUAUCAAGAACUAUGUGUAUGCUAGUUUUCCAUUAGUUGGUUUGAUGACUAUUUGGGCUAAUGCCUGGCCGGGUUUGAAGUAUGUGAUUAUUGGUAUCUUGUUCUUGGAUGUCUUAUUUAGUCGGGAUGAGAAUGCGACUGGUGCGAAUGCCGCUCAGAAGAAAAAGGUAGAGGGAGAUAAGGAGCAGGAUAAAGAUAAGGAUAAGAAGAAAGAUUAA
This is a messenger RNA of Nematocida homosporus, 678 nucleotides long. Its product is annotated as signal peptidase I. The record is from RefSeq and is a predicted model, not a curated record. Gene Ontology annotation, cellular component: membrane; signal peptidase complex. Gene Ontology annotation, molecular function: serine-type endopeptidase activity. The transcript has a single exon. Bases 1 to 678 code for a protein of 225 amino acids. Lineage: Eukaryota; Fungi; Microsporidia.